Molecule: messenger RNA, 4061 nt
Organism: Branchiostoma belcheri (Belcher's lancelet)
Lineage: Eukaryota; Metazoa; Chordata; Leptocardii; Amphioxiformes; Branchiostomatidae
Product: stabilin-2-like
Exons: 17
Coding region: 158-2680 (840 amino acids)
Biological process (GO): cell-matrix adhesion
Molecular function (GO): calcium ion binding
Source: RefSeq, a predicted model, not a curated record
GCCACACAGACACGUACAGACUACAGAGUACACACUGUGCUCUAGACGAUCCCUUUUGUUUUAGGCAGUUUCCUGGCCAGUUCAUCUUACAUCGUGCGUACCACCACCCAUAGACACUGAAGUCACAGUCAACUCAACAUCACAGCGAAUCAAGAAGAUGUGGCAACUUCUUCUGUCUGUGUGUCUGAUUGGUUCUCUGACGGUGACUUCAGCUCAAAUAACCCCAGUGAGCAGUGCUGCCUUCUACCCGUACGGACCCGGUACUGGAGACAUUCUGGACCCUCCCAUUGAUGACGGCACAUCGGGAGCACAGAGCCUCAGCACUCCGUUUCCAUUCUUUGGAAAUACCUACAGUUCACUUUACGUCAAUACCAAUGGUGACAUCUCUUUCGGAAGCGAGUACAGAGGAUUCUCACCAGUGGCGUUUCCAACGACUGGUAAGAGACUCCUCGCCGUUUACUUCACCGACCUCAUUACAAGCUACCAAGCCCGGAGUGGUUACAUUUACCACCGGGAAACGACUGAUGCUGGUCUAUUGGCGAGGGCAACCACGGACAUCAGGACAGCCUUCCCCGCCGAACAUGGAAGCUUCGUGGCGACCUGGGUCUACAUUGCCACCUGGCACGACAUUGCAUUCUUUAGUUAUAGUAGUAUACGCAACACGUUUCAGCUGGUGCUGAUUACAGAUGGCCAAAAGUCGUUCGCCCUGUUUAACUACUACCUGACUCGUACCACCAGGCUCGCACAGGUCGGGAUAAACGGAGGGAAUGGCAUCCACUUUUCAUUCCAUCCGUACUCGAGGACCACAAAUCUGGCCAGUCUACCGACUUGGACGGAUCCGGCAGUGCCAGGGCCUCCUGGGCGUUGGUACCAGAGAACUGACCUGGCUACGGUCGGAGGCAUAGUAGAUAUUGAUGCUUGCCUGUCCAAUGUGUGCCAUGUGAACGCCACGUGUACUGACCUCCUACCACCUUCACCUGACGCCAACUGUUCCUGUACCACUGGAUAUACCGGGGACGGUCGGGUUAACGGAACCGGAUGUACAGACAUCAACGCGUGCUCGAACUCGUCCAAUCCGUGCCACGCCCAGGCCACCUGUACAGACAACCCCGCCCCUGCACUGGACGCCAGCUGUACCUGCAACGUUGGAUAUACAGGAGACGGUUUUGCCAACAGAGCCGGAUGUACAGAUGUUGAUGAAUGUGCAAGGGGGACCGACAACUGUGGGACCAACGCCACCUGUACCAACACACCCGGCAGUUUUACCUGUACCUGUGACACAGGCUACUCAGGCAACGGUGUCAACUGUACUGACCUCGACGCCUGCUCGAACUCGUCCAACCCGUGCCACGCCCAGGCCACCUGUACAGACCAGCCAGCCCCUUCAAUGGACGCCACCUGCACCUGUAAGGAUGGUUUUAUGGGAGACGGACGCGUAAACGGAACCGGGUGUUUAGACAUCAAUGCCUGCUUGUCUAAUCCGUGUCAUGCCAACGCCACCUGUACAGACAACCCCGCCCCUUCACUGGACGCCUCUUGUGCGUGCAACGUUGGAUAUACAGGAGACGGGCGCGUGAACGGCUCUGGAUGUUCAGACAUCAAUGUCUGCCUGUCCAACCCGUGCCAUGCGAACGCCACCUGUGCAGACAACCCCGCCCCUGCACUGGACGCCAGCUGCACCUGUAACGUCGGAUAUACAGGAGACGGUCGCGUGAACGGAACAGGAUGCUCAGACAUCGACACUUGCUCCAACUCGUCCAAUCCGUGCCACGUCCAGGCCACAUGUACAGACAACCCCGCCCCUGCAAUAGACGCCACAUGUACGUGUAACGUUGGAUAUACAGGGGACGGUUUUGCCAACAGAACUGGAUGUGCAGAUACCAACGCCUGCUUGGCCAACCCGUGUCAUGCAAACGCCACGUGUACAGACAACCCCGCCCCUGCACUGGACGCCAACUGUACAUGUAAUGUUGGAUAUACAGGAGACGGUCGCCUUAACGGAACUGGAUGUUUAGACAUCGACACUUGCUCCAACUCGUCCAAUCCGUGUCACGCCCAGGCCACAUGUACAGACAACCCCGCCCCUGCACUGGACGCCAGCUGUGCCUGCAACGUUGGAUAUACAGGAGACGGUUUUGCCAACAGAACCGGAUGUACAGAUGUGAAUUCUUGCUCGCCCAAUCCGUGCCAUGCGAACGCCACCUGUACAGACAACCCCGCCCCUGCACUGGACGCCAACUGUACUUGUCACGUCGGAUAUUCAGGAGACGGUCGCGUGAACGGCUCUGGGUGUUCAGAUAUCAACGCCUGCUUGCUCAACCCUUGUCAUGCAAACGCCACCUGUACAGACAACCCCGCCCCUGCACUGGACGCCAUCUGUACCUGUAAUGCUGCAUAUACAGGAGACGGUCUUCUUAACGGAACUGGAUGUCUGUUACGGCCUGGACCUGGAUUUGUAGGCAUCCCACUUGCUCUUACACUGACUUGUACUGUUGUGAUUGUUUUAUCAAUUGUGGCAAAUGUGGCAAUGACAUUCAGUCAAUUGACAACACUCAACCAAUCACCUCAGGUUACGAGCCAGAUCAAAACAUUUGCUAAACAAGCCGAGUUGCCGAACAGCCCAACCGCUUUCCAGACCCCAGCGUCAUUCGCGACUCUCCCAACAACAAAAAUUGUCUGAUUUCGGCAGCCGGCUGAGCAAUGGCCAUAAAUGAUGUCUGCAGGUGCUAGCAUUAGCACUAUUGGUCAUUCAUUCAAUUUUACCACCAGGGUUAUCACCUAUAUUUUGGAUACACAUUUUAAACAACCAAUUUGUCUGGGACGGCCUUGUUUUCGGCAACCACGUUUCCGUGUAAAAUAAUCUUUUGUAUUGCGUUAUUUUAUUGGUCGAUUUGAAUUCAGAAUCAUUUUGCUUCCUUUACUUAGUUGAUUUAAACGCACCGAUAGAAAUUAUUCAUUAUAUGUCUUUAACUUUACACAAAUACAAAUACACAAAUUGGCACAAGGCUGCAGUGGCAUCUGAUUUUAUAGACUUUGGUCUCUAUCGCUUUGAAUAUACAAUUUAAAUUAUCAUCAAUUCAAAACAUGUUGAAGUUUUAAGUCUUGUGGCAUAAUAAUGUAAAUGGUUGUUUUUGGUUUUGUUUGAAAAGGAGAUACGAUAUAAAUUAUAGCUAUAGGCUUUUGGAUAUCAUUUCAUUAUUUUUUACACUAUUAUAUUGCGAAAAGCAAACUAAUUACUUCUAUGUACUAGCAUGGUAUUUAUUUUUUUUUCAAUCGGUGUCAUCUAUAUAGUGCAUGAAGACAUUCUGACUACGUAUUGAUACAAUUUUUACUUCCGAUAGUCAGCGUUCUCACAAAAAGAUAAAAAAUAGGCACGUUAUUUAAAGUUUCUAUAACUGUCUUAUCAUCAACUUGUAGACCUAAGGGACCUUUUUCAUAUGCUGAUAGCUCAUAUAUAGUAUAUAAAAAUACAUUUACACAACACUUAAAUAAUGUUAUUAGGGUGGAAUUAAAAGUUUACAUUUGAAGUGUUUAGUGUACAAUUAAGAUUUACGCAACGAUGUAUUUUUCUUACUUUCCAGUUUAACCUUAGGGGAGAAUUGUAUUAGUAACGUUUAAGAUUAUUACUUUAUUAACAAUAGUAGAUUGUAAUUUAAAAGUCAUCAACCUAAUAUCAUAGUAUAAAAAUAUUAUAAAAAGUUUUUUCAUCAACACUUUUCAAGAGAAAAUGUGCUCUAAAAUGAAAUUAAAAUUAUUUAAUGGUUCGACCUCCCAUCGGGUUAACUUUUUAUGUUCCCCUUUCCGCUUUAAUGAUAUAACCAAAGUAACAAGUCUCCACAUGCAAGUCAUAACUUACUAUAUCUGUAUACAUCUUUUAAAAAGUGAUUGAUAUAUAAUCUAUGUAACUGAUGCCCCGAUCGGAUGUCUCUACACAUUUUAAGACCCCAAGCUUAAAACCCACAUAUGACUUAUAGCGUCGAUUGUUGCUGGUUAUCAUAAUGGAUAAUUAAAAAAUAUGUAUGGGGUGGACUAAUUAUGGGGUCGGAAACGUGGGAAUAAAA